UGUAAGCGGUUCGUCUGACACCCGUAAGGCAAAUGGGUGCUCCAGUGCUCACCAACGCCUGGUCGCCGCCCUUGGUGCUUUCCACCUGAGUUCCUCGUCGUCGGGGAAGUCCGCCGAGGGAAGGUGGGGAAGAUUCCAAUUCAAAGAAGCCCGUAAGAGCGGCAGGUGAGAAAAAGAGGAACGUUUUCCAGGAUGCUUGAUAUAAUCAGGUUGUAGAGUUGGAACAGGAGAAAGGUGCCACUGGAGUGGUAGAUCUGAACAGGGGAGUGAAGUUGGGAAUAUGGGAUCUGUUUCCUCUUGCUUGCUUGAAGAGGAUACUGAGGAAUAUCAACAUUCAAGUGCUUCGGUUUUCAGAAGCUGCAUCUGCGUCAGAUGCUUGGCUCAGCAAUUGAUAAGCGUGUACACUGCAUUAUUUUCAAGAGAGGAAGUGCAUGCCGCUCCUUCAUCUUUGCGGGAAAGAGUUCCUGUUGCAUCUCCAUCACUAAACAUUAAUGACUCUAUUCCUGACACGUACAAUGCUCCGCCCAGGCCUGUACCUUAUGAUGAUCCUAUAUUCUCCCAGCGUCAGCAUGAUGGGCUUAUCUCAAGGCACGAUAAAAUCUUAAGCCAUUUCCAUGAGGAGUCUGAACCAUUUAUAAACAACAAUGAUAAUGAGGCAGAAUUGAAAACAGAAGGCAAAUGUAAGUCAAUCUUUGACGGAGGAUACAAAUUUGGUCAGCCAGAGUCCUCACUAAAGCGCUUCUCUGCAGAACCCAGAAAAGAAAUAAUGAAUAACUUUCCCUAUGAGGAUGAGGAUGUUUGUCCAACAUGUCUUGAAGAUUAUACUUCUGAAGAUCCCAAGAUUACAAUGCAAUGUUGUCAUCAUUUCCAUCUUGGUUGUAUAUAUGAGUGGAUGGAGAGAAGUGAUGCAUGUCCUGUUUGUGGCAAGAUGAUGGUAUUCAAGGAAGCAACAUGAUCACUCCAUGAACUCCGUGUGCCAAAGUUUGUAUGUAUCCAUAAUGUGUAUCUGAAUGCCUCAAGUCUUCAUGUAUGCAUGAUUUUGCCGGCUAUUUAUAUUUACGUUGGCGAAUCUUUUGAAAUGACAAGGAAGUCUCGGGUGGAGAGUUUUACACAUAUUAGGCUUGAUAUUGUACAUGAAGUCGGAAGUUCUCCGAUAGUGGAAAAAGAUGAGCAUGCCAAUCUGAUGAUAGAUUCAGUUUCUGAGAAGUGAAAACAAUACAUAGGAGAAGAGGAUUACUGCUCGA
Messenger RNA from Musa acuminata AAA Group (dessert banana), 1244 nucleotides. Its product is annotated as E3 ubiquitin-protein ligase At3g02290-like. NCBI's taxonomy places the organism in Eukaryota, Viridiplantae, Streptophyta, Magnoliopsida, Zingiberales, Musaceae. Bases 281 to 955 code for a protein of 224 amino acids. The record is from RefSeq and is a predicted model, not a curated record. The transcript has 5 exons. Gene Ontology annotation, molecular function: ubiquitin-protein transferase activity.